AUGUCGGCCAGUGAAGGCAGCUCAACUCGUCCCUUUACAGAUCUUGAACAAGAGCAUCGGAAACGCUUUCAUGGCUGCGAUGAAUGCCAAGGAGUAGUUACGCCAUUGCAUGAGCAGCCAAAGAUUGGAACCGAAUUGGCCCGGAGGGCGGUAACAACGCCGGCCGAGCUUGAAGUGGACGAGUUAGUCGAUGCUUUCAACAGAGCGUCAGUCGAGUCAUUGCCCGACGCUCGUCUUGUUAUCGCCAGGCCUCCGCUGCAAAAUGCUGGUCCAUUUGAAUCUGCCGGGAUCAAGCUCCCCCAUACCGUCGGCGGUUGGGACGUGAUAGUGGUUGAGCAACGAAUGACUGACGCCGAUUUUCUUAUAUCCCUCCCUUUCUAUGAUCCUCCUCAGCAAAAUCCCUCUCCACGAAUCAUCAGAAACAGACUACGGUGUCGUAUAUGCUAUCAUCCAAAGAGUGACCAUUGUCAGCUAAUUAAUGAGGCGUACAUGGAUAUCUACGUAACAAAAUUGCCCCUCUCGGGCGACGUGCCACAAGAGAGCCGAGAACGCCUCUAUUACACAGACAGCCGUCUUCUCUCGCCUGGAAUCUGGAGGAUCACUGCUGCUGGAAGAGAGGACCAACAUCUCGUGGAUUUUCUACUUCUGCAAAGGCAAUUCGUCGCCUACCCAAUCUCGUUUUCGAACAAGCGCCCAUUGGACCAAGUUGCAUCGUCUGACAGCCAAAAGAGACGGGGAGACGUUGAAAUGCAAUUUGUCCUUGUGCCUCAUGCCGGUGCCGGGAAGCCCUCUCCGGAACCUGCUCCGGUGAAAUCAACACCUUCCCCGCACGCGGGGAUUAUUCAGUCUGGCCAGGCGUCCCUUCUUGAGCUCUGUAGGGGAAAUUCGCUAGUUAUCCAGGACCUGCACGGCCCCAAGGAUUCCCCAGAGAAUAUGAACACGAGCUCUUACCAAGUCCAAUAUCGUUGGAAAAUUGACGAGACCGUCGGCUCGAAAGUAUUUGCCUGUCAUCACUCGGCCCUGCCUGGUGAUGUUGUUGCCAAGGCACUCGAUUACACAAACAAGGCCGCCGGUGGGCCAUCAUUAUACGACUGCGUGAGACAUUGGAAGGAGGAAAGAGAUGUGCUAGUUGGACUUGACCACGUAAGUGCUGUCUCCAAUAUUGUAGCAGUACCUCGGCCUCUAAUUUGCGCUUGUCAGCCCAACAUCAUCAAGAUUAAAUCUUACGACGGCCGUCUCCUCGUGAUAUACCUAGAGCAUCUACCACUUUCUUUACAUCGGCAGACGCCAGUGUCUCCUGCAGUGGCUCUUGCUAUUCUCGUUGAUAUAUCGUCCGCCUUGAGAUAUCUCGAAGGAAAAGACGUUGUUCAUAAUGAUGUUAAACCCGCUAAUAUUGCGUAUUCUCCCGAGCGUGGUGGUGUGCUUUUUGACUUUGGAAUGGCUACCACCAAUGCUAGGAAGCAAGCACGUGGCGGUACUUCGUUAUUUCUUCCUCCCGAAUACUUGCAUGUUCAAAAUGAGAAAAGACGCGGCGCCCCGGGAGACAUUUGGGCACUGGGCCUUACAAUGCUGUUCUCCAUUGGGAAGAUCAAGUAUCCCAAGAAGAGUGAGCGGGUUGCAAAUCUGGCCAACCUAGCUGUGAGGGAAAGUGAUGACUUUAUGAGACUUGAAGCUUGGCAUGCAGAGAUUGACCUUGUCAGGAAACUCCUAAGCGAACAAGACGACGUGGAGAAGAUGAUUUAUAGAAUGUUGGACAGUAAUGUCACUACGCGAGUUACGGCCGCAGAGAUAUUUGCUGCACUCGGACAACAGAGGAGAAAUUUGGCUGAGAGACCAAGUACAGGAUAG
This is a messenger RNA of Metarhizium acridum CQMa 102, 1848 nucleotides long. The record is from RefSeq and is a predicted model, not a curated record. Lineage: Eukaryota; Fungi; Ascomycota; Sordariomycetes; Hypocreales; Clavicipitaceae.